Messenger RNA from Larimichthys crocea (large yellow croaker), 1660 nucleotides. RefSeq lists its product as uncharacterized. NCBI's taxonomy places the organism in Eukaryota, Metazoa, Chordata, Actinopteri, Sciaenidae. The record is from RefSeq and is a predicted model, not a curated record. The transcript is spliced from 4 exons. Bases 55 to 834 code for a protein of 259 amino acids.
CAAAAGCAGAAGUACGAUGUGAACAGACCCACGCCCACAUUUCAGGUUUUAAAGAUGAAGAAACAAUUCAAACAGCCGGUCGUCACUUUUAAUAAUCCUGCUGUCUACGCCUCCCCAGACGGACUUCAGGAGGAGGACAUCUACAUGAACACAGAAAGUGCGUGUACCGUGGACGAAAUGCCACGAGACACGACUGAAGGUGAAGAUAUCGACGAAAUACAAACUCCCUCCAUCACCUGGUCUUCUCCACCGGUGACGGUGGCGGUUUGUUGGGGGAUUCUGUUGGUGAUCAUGGCUCUGCGUAUCCACUUUACCUCUGUCAUUUCCACCGAGCUGAGCACUUCAAAGGAAGUUCAUCAACACCUCAUGUUAACCAACAAGGACUUCACUCAGGUGAAGAAGGAAAACCAGCAGGUGAAGGAGGAAAACCAGCAGGUGAAGGAGGAAAACCAGCAGGUGAAGGAGGAAAUCCAGCAGGUGAAGAAGGAAAACCAGCAGGUGAAGGAGGAAAACCAGCAGGUGAAGGAGGAAAACCAGCAGGUGAAGGAAGAAAACCAGCAGGUGAAGAAGGAAAACCAGCAGGUGAAGGAGGAAAACCAGCAGGUGAAGGAGGAAAACCAGCAGGUGAAGGAGGAAAACCAGCAGGUGAAGGAGGAAAACCAGCAGGUGAAGGUGGAAAACCAGCAGCUGAAGGUGGAAAACCAACAGCUGAAGGUGGAAAACCAGCAGCUGAAGGUGGAAAACCAGCAGGUGAAGGUGGAAAACCAGCAGGUGAAGGUGGAAAUCCAGCAGAUGAAUACUACUACACCAAACCAGACGAUGUUUUGGUCUUAGAGUACUCAGACCUGUAGUGCUCAGUUAAAAACCUUGAACACAGUUUAGGUUCUUUUUUUUUUUAACGCAACAUUGCGUAUAAAUCAAUAUUUUGGACAUUUUAGCGCCCCCUAGCUUCAGAGUGUGAUCCAGUUGAACCAAAAUCAGUGAAAUAGCUGGUGGUGUGUGAUGUUCUUCUCCUGACCCGGAGCCACGGUUACACAGUGUGCAGUGUGUACGUAGUAAACUGGACAUUUUCCAACCUGGACGUGAUGGGACGUGUUUCAUUUCUCUGUUGGGUCCUUUUCCACAAUGUUAUCAGAACUUCACUCUCCAUCAAUACUGGACCACAAUCCAAAAACAUGAGGGUGUAGGGUCCACGUCAGUUCUGACAGAGAGAGAGAACAAUGCUCACGUUCAGGUUCUGCAGCAGCAUCAUGUUUAAGUUGUAUGAUAGUUGAGUUAUGUGUGAAGACCCGCCCUACCCUGCCCGUGAUUGGCUGACAUUCUUGACCUGGUCUCAGUCCUCAUGCCUAAACCCAACCAAGUCGAACCCAGAACGCGGCUUUGGGUCCAGACCCGGACCGCGGCCCGCCUAUUAGUGACCUGUGGUCUAAGUAGAAGAAUACUCAAGUUACUCUUCUAAGUCUCAUUAAUUUAUCUGACUGUUUGUUUCUUAAAUAAAAGCUAUGGCGCUGUAGAUAAAGUCACUUCACUGUGCUGUGUUCUCACAUAUGAACUCAUAUCUUAACAUGUUAACUUCUUGUAGUUCACUUCAUGUUCACAGAGUUCGCUUGUAAAAUGUUUGCUUCAUUUUCUGGACAAAUUAAACCUGUUGUAAAAUCCA